CCCCCGUGCUCUGCUCGCUUUCCCCAUUCACUGCUCACUCUGCUCGCCACUCCUCUGCCCUGCUCACACUCGGUCUCACUGCAGCGGAGCUGAGCAAUGGCAUCCAAGGCGCUGUUGCUGGCCGUGGCCGUGGCCGUGGCGGUGGCGGCGGGGUGCGCGGACGCGACGGACCACAUCGUGGGGGCCAACCGCGGGUGGAACCCCAACAUCAACUACUCCGGCUGGUCCGCCAACCAGACCUUCUACGCCGGCGACCUCAUCUCGUUCCGGUACCAGAAGGGGACGCACAACGUGUUCGCGGUGAACGAGACGGGCUACGACAACUGCACCAUGGCCGGGGUCACCGGCAACUGGACCUCCGGCAAGGACUUCAUCCCGCUCCCGGACCCCGGCACCUACUUCUUCAUCUGCGGCAACGGCUUCUGCCAGGCCGGCAUGAAGGUCGCCAUCACCGUCGCCCCUGGCAUCUUCGAUCUCGGCCCACAGAUCUACCCCCCGCCUGCCCCCGGCGCCGACAACCCAUCCGCCUCCUUCACCGCAGGGGCGUGGCCGGCAGCGGCAGCGGUGGUCACCGCGCUGGGAGCUGCUGCCAUCAUUGCCCUUUAGGUCCUAACUAGGAGCAUCAUCUGCAGCGAUUGACCCAGACAUGGUCUCCAAUCUAGUCUAAUUGGGGUGCAUUUAACUAGCUAGCUUUCCUGAUGUAAUGUAAGCACGUCUGCAUCGUCGAUUUCGAGUACCAGUAGAAUGUACUCAUGAAUGACCACGCUAGUUGCAAUUCAUCAAGAUAGACCCAAAUCGCUGGGAAAAAAAAGAAGCUCUGCAAUUUAUCCACCAA
Messenger RNA from Triticum dicoccoides, 835 nucleotides. Its product is annotated as mavicyanin-like. The record is from RefSeq and is a predicted model, not a curated record. Gene Ontology annotation, cellular component: plasma membrane. The coding region runs from base 97 to 606 and encodes 169 amino acids. The transcript has 2 exons. NCBI's taxonomy places the organism in Eukaryota, Viridiplantae, Streptophyta, Magnoliopsida, Poales, Poaceae. Gene Ontology annotation, molecular function: electron transfer activity.